Molecule: messenger RNA, 1220 nt
Organism: Bradysia coprophila
Lineage: Eukaryota; Metazoa; Arthropoda; Insecta; Diptera; Sciaridae
Product: putative carbonic anhydrase 3
Cellular component (GO): cytoplasm
Molecular function (GO): zinc ion binding; carbonate dehydratase activity
Source: RefSeq, a predicted model, not a curated record
UUUAAUUUUUGAAAAAUAAGUGAAAGUAAAAUGUGGACUUUUAAGCUUUUGGUGAUUUUCUGUGGCAUUGCAAUCGCAUUGGCAGACCAUUGGGGAUAUCCAGUUGAGCAGGAAAACGGCGUUGUUAAAGGACCCGAAAAUUGGGGAGGACAAUGUGCACUUGGACGCCGCCAAAGUCCAAUUGACCUUGCUGAAGAUGCAUCCGUUGUUGGAGUUUAUCCGUCAUUAAGUUUUAUUAACUACUCCGAGCCAAUUCAAAAUGCAAAGGUCAGACACACCGGACAUUCACUUCAGAUAGAUGUAACUGAUGGACAAGAAUAUCUGAUGACUGGAGGAGGACUACCUGGUACUUUUGUUAUGGAUCAAAUGCAUUUCCAUUGGGCAUCUGAACAUACAUUGAAUAAUGAAAGAUACGGGUUAGAACUUCACAUUGUGUCGCAUGAAAAACGUUUCGGUACAUUCGCUGAAGCUGUACAAAACAAGAAUGGUGUUGCCGUGCUUGGAAUUCUAUUUCAUGUUUCAGAUGCACAUAACAUAAAUUUGAAAAAUAUUCUGGACAGUGCUGAGCCAAUUAAGAAUGCAGUUGGUGGUGCUAGUUUAAUCAAAGCCCCCAUUGCACCAGCAGAUUUCUUGCCGAAAAACCGAAAUUCAUUCUUCCGAUAUGAAGGAUCACUAACAACUCCCACAUGUGAUGAAGCGGUGAUAUGGACAAUUUUAACUGAAAGCGUUCCAUUUGCCAUGCUUCAAAUCGAAAGAUUUAAGGAAACCACUGACGAUGUGGGUGGACCAUUAACGCACAAUUACCGUCAAUUGCAGCGUCUAAAUUCGCGAGCAUUGGUUUAUGUGAAACAAAGUUACGGUGACAGUGGCGCCACUACAAUGACUACCAUAUCCGUUAGUAUGCUGGUAGCUCUACAAGUCAUUCGUAGAGUUAUUUUGUAAGGACCAAAAAUGUCGAGUGGAUCGAUUUUUGAUGCAUUUUUUGUUUUGUUUUUAAGACCAGAAAAGUUUGUAGCAUUUUAAUCAGAAGCCAGAUUUAGUUGUAUAUACUCGUUGACACAAUUACACGUACACCACACACUACGCUACAUGUCGAGAAAAAAUUAAAAAGGAACAAAAGUUUGUUGAAACCUACGAAUUUAUCCAGUAAAUUACGAAUUUAUCCUUCUUAAAUGAAUGGAACUAGUCAUAUAAAACAUAAAAAAUAUUUAAAAAUUGUU